Messenger RNA from Myotis daubentonii (Daubenton's bat), 5199 nucleotides. It is a transcript of the gene WDR36, whose product is annotated as WD repeat domain 36. Gene Ontology annotation, molecular function: protein binding. The record is from RefSeq and is a predicted model, not a curated record. Gene Ontology annotation, biological process: rRNA processing. Gene Ontology annotation, cellular component: Pwp2p-containing subcomplex of 90S preribosome; small-subunit processome. Lineage: Eukaryota; Metazoa; Chordata; Mammalia; Chiroptera; Vespertilionidae.
AGGCACCGGAAGCGCUUGUGAGUCUGUAGCCCGGGCCCAGGUUUGCCCCACGCGCCGCGCUGAAGACCGGCUGCGUGGUUUCUAUCGGGAGUGGAUGGAGCCCAGAGUCGACCGGACCUCCGCAGCGAUGGAGCGAGACGCAGGAGGCCGCUCGGCCAGCGCACUGUUCGCAGGGUUCCGGGCCUUAGGGCUUUUCAGCAACGACAUUCCACACGUGGUGCGGUUCAACGCGCUGAAGCGCCGCUUCUACGUGACCACCUGCGUGGGCAAGAGCUUCCACACCUACGACGUUCAGAAACUUAGUUUGGUCGCAGUAAGUAACUCUCUUCCACAGGAUAUCUGCUGUAUGGCAGCUGAUGGGAGGCUGGUCUUUGCUGCUUAUGGAAAUGUUUUCUCUGCAUUUGCCCGUAAUAAAGAGGUAGUACAUACCUUUAAGGGUCAUAAGGCAGAAAUCCAUCUUUUGCAACCCUUUGGGGAUCAUGUUAUCUCUGUUGAUACUGACAGCAUUCUUAUUAUUUGGCACAUAUACUCAGAAGAAGAAUAUCUGCAAUUGACUUUUGAUAAAUCGGUAUUUAAAAUUUCUGCAAUUUUGCAUCCAAGUACCUACUUGAAUAAAAUACUUCUUGGCAGUGAACAAGGAAGCCUGCAGUUGUGGAAUGUGAAAUCCAAUAAACUUCUAUAUACAUUUCCGGGAUGGAAAGUUGGAGUGACGGCUCUUCAGCAGGCACCAGCUGUGGAUGUUGUUGCUGUUGGUCUUAUGUCGGGUCAGGUUAUCAUUCAUAACAUUAAGUUUGAUGAAACAUUAAUGAAGUUUCGUCAAGACUGGGGACCUAUUACUUCUAUUUCAUUUCGCACAGAUGGUCAUCCAAUAAUGGCAGCCGGAAGCCCAUGUGGCCAUAUUGGACUCUGGGAUCUUGAAGACAAAAAAUUUAUCAAUCAAAUGAGAAAUGCACAUUCUACAGCAAUUGCCGGAUUGACAUUUCUCCAUAGGGAGCCACUUCUUGUCACAAAUGGCGCUGACAAUGCUCUUAGGGUAUGGAUAUUUGAUGGUCCCACUGGUGAAGGCCGGCUUUUGAGAUUCAGAAUGGGACAUAGUGCUCCUCUUACCAAAAUUAGAUAUUAUGGACAAAAUGGACAACAGAUUCUUAGUGCAAGUCAAGAUGGAACUCUUCAGUCAUUUUCCACAAUACAUGAAAAAUUUAACAAGAGUUUGGGGCAUGGAUUAAUAAAUAAAAAAAGAGUUAAACGUAAAGGACUUCAAAACACCCUGUCAGUGAGACUUCCGCCCAUCACAAAAUUUGCAGCUGAGGAAGCUCGUGAAAGUGACUGGGAUGGUAUUAUUGCUUGCCAUCAGGGUAAGCUAUCUUGCUCAACCUGGAACUAUCAAAGAUCUACAAUAGGCUCUUACUUUCUCAAGCCAAAAGAGCUGAAGAAAGAUGACAUUACUGCAACAGCAGUGGAUAUAACUUCUUGUGGAAACUUUGCUAUAAUUGGUCUCUCAUCAGGAACUGUAGAUGUAUAUAACAUGCAGUCUGGUAUACAUCGAGGAAGGUUUGGUGAGGAUCAAGCUCAUAAAGGGUCUGUUAGAGGUGUUGCAGUGGAUGGAUUAAACCAGUUGACAAUUACGACUGGUAGUGAAGGAUUACUCAAGUUUUGGAACUUUAAAAACAAAAUUUUAAUCCAUUCUGUGAGCCUUGAUUCAUCUCCAAAUAUGAUGCUGCUACACAGAGACAGUGGCAUUCUGGGACUCGCCUUGGAUGACUUCUCCAUUAGUGUUCUGGACAUAGAAACUAGAAAGACUGUCAGAGAGUUUUCUGGACACCAAGGCCAAAUAAAUGACAUGGCUUUCAGUCCUGAUGGUCGUUGGUUAAUAACUGCUUCAAUGGAUUGCUCUAUUAGAACUUGGGACCUUCCUUCUGGGUGCCUUAUAGACAGCUUUUUGUUGGACUCAGCUCCUCUCAAUGUAACGAUGUCCCCUACCGGAGACUUUCUGGCCACUUCCCACGUGGACCACCUUGGAAUUUAUCUAUGGUCCAAUAUUUCCCUGUAUUCAGUUGUUUCAUUACGGCCACUUCCCACAGAUUAUGUUCCUUCAGUAGUGAUGCUUCCUGGAACUUGUCAAACUGAAGAUGUAGAAUUAUCAGAAGAAACCAUAGAACCAAGUGAUGAAAUGAUAGAGUAUGAUUCCCCAGAACAGUUGAAUGAGCAGUUGGUGACUCUAUCCCUCCUUCCUGAAUCACGGUGGAAAAACCUUCUUAAUCUUGAUGUUAUUAAGAAAAAGAAUAAACCAAAGGAACCUCCCAAAGUACCCAAGUCAGCACCAUUUUUUAUACCAACAGUUCCUGGCCUUGUACCCAGAUAUGCUGCGCCUGAGCAAAAUAAUGAUCCACAGCAGUCUAAAGUGGUAAAUCUUGGAAUUUUGGCUCAAAAAUCAGAUUUCUUCUUGAAACUUGAAGAAGGACUCAUGAAUAAUAAGUAUGAUGCUGCUCUUAACCUUCUGAAAGAAUUAGGUCCAUCGGCAAUUGAAACAGAGCUGCGGAGCUUGUCUCCUGAAUGUGGUGGGUCUGUAGAGGUUAUGCAGAGUUUCUUAAAAAUGAUUGGAAUGAUGUUGGCCCGAAAGCGUGAUUUUGAGUUAGCCCAGGCAUACCUAGCAUUGUUUCUAAAGUUACACCUUAAAAUGCUUCCUUCAGAGCCAAAACUUCUAGAAGAAAUGACACAGUUGUCAUCCCAGGUGGAAGAAAACUGGAUUCAUUUGCAAUCACUCUUCAAUCAAAGCAUGUGCAUUUUAAAUUAUAUAAAAAGUGCUUUGUUACAAUAAAAAUAAAUUUGUGACUUUUAUAAACCAAAGACUUUUAUAUUAAAUGGGUUCAGUUUAACUCAUACUUUGUUUUUCAAGUUUCAUUGUAAGAGAAAAUUAAAGUAGCAUUACUGACUAGUCAGUCAUUUUCUACUUAAAAGAUAAACACUUUCUUGAAAUAAAAUUAUACUAGCCUUUCUUUUUAAAAACUUAAAGAAUCCACUCAAAUAAUUUAUUUUCUGAUCCUCUUCACAUUAGCUACUUAGGUAUGACUUUUUUUAAAAUUGUCAUCACAAGCUCCUGUUUUUUUGAAUAUUUGUAGUAUGUAAGAGAUUCUGGAUAUUUCAUGUAAAAUGUUGCUUAAUCAUGUUGAAGAUAAAACUGAUCUAUAAUCCUAUAUAAUAAAAAGCUAAUAUGCAAAUUGACCCAAACAGCAGAACAACCGGUCACUAUGAUGCGCACUGACCACCAGGGGAUAGGCACUCAAUGCACGAGAUGCCCCCUGGUGGUCAGUGCACUCCCACAGGGGGAGCGCCGGUUGGCCAGAAGCCGGGCUCACAGUUGGCGAGCGCAGCAGUAGUGGCGAGAGCCUCUCCCACCUCCUCCAUAGUGCUAAGGAGCAGCAAGCUGAGCAGUAAGGAGCAGGGAGGUGGGGAGGGGGGGCGGUAAGGAGUGAGGGGCCCGGACUGCCAGAGGGAUGUCUGACUGAUGGUUUAGCAGGUGAGCGGGCCUAAGUCAUUAGUCGGACAUCCCCUGAGGGCUCCCGGACUGCCUGCGAGAGGGUGCAGGCCAGGCUGAGGGACCCCCUGCUCCCCCCCCCCCCCGAGUUCACAGAUUUCAUGCACUGGGCCUCUGGUACAGUUAUGAAAGCACCUUGAUAUGAAGUAAAAAGAUGUGUUUCCUUUCUUGGUGGCCUUUGCUGAACAUGGGGGUCAUUGAUUCUCAGAGCUGGGAGGCUGUCAGACAUUAGUGCAGCCCUCUUGUAAUCAGAGGAGGAAUCUGCUAAUGUCAGCGUGGGACCUCAGCAUCAGAGCCAGGUUUUCUGACACUGCCCUAGUGCUCUCUCUCUCCAUUGUAGCCUUUCUAAAUCUUCUUUUAGGAAUGUGAGAGGCACUUUGACUUGGCAAAUUGCUGUAGGAGACAGUUGAACAGAUACCUAAGAUAGAUGAGGGAAAUUCCAAAUUCCAUUGAAGAUAUCCUUCAAAGGUUUUUCUUCCUUACUGAUGACCUCUUUAUUUAGCAAGAAACUGCUGACUCAACUUUUCUCUCAUCACCAUUGUGAAACCAGAUAGCUCUGGCAAUUCCUCCUUUCUCACCAUUAUUUUCCUUUCAUGUUCAAAACUCUAGCAAUACAUGAAUUAAAAAUAAGCAGUUCUUAAAAGCACAGUGCUCUAAAAACAAUUUUUAGCCAUAGCUAGUGGGGUUUGUGCAGGAAGCAACCAAUCAAUGGUUCCCAUCAUUGAUGUUUCUAUCACUCUCCCUUCCUCUCUAAAAUAAAUAAAAAUAUAUUUUUAAAAAUAAAGUAAAAACAAUUUUUAGUUUAUAUACUUAAAAGUAGUGUAAUUCACAAAAUUCACCUGGUUGUAUUUGAAUGCCAAUUAUCAUCAUUCUCAUUAGGGUAAGAAGGUUUUACAGAAUAAUCUCCAGAAGGAACAGUCCUCACAAGGAGUUGUCAGUGAUAACUUACAUCAAGCAUGUAGUUUAAUUGUAUAAGGUAGAAUUAGUAAACUGCUAAAGAAAUAAGCCAAUCUAGUUUUAUGUUCUUGUAUUUCUUUUAGAAGUGUGUAUAAACUUAAAGCCACUGAUCAAAAUAUUAACAAUGACUUAAGUUCUAACUUUUGAAACUGUAUUUCCCUCUGGUCCAAUACUAUAUUCUAAAGUUGUGGCAAAAUUCCAAAAUAUAAGCAUGUACCAUGUGAAAAUUAUAAAUGACUGAAACAAGAGCUCUAAACUGAAAUUGUAUUGCUUUUAUAAAUCUUGAACUGAUUUUUUUUUUCUCUUCAAAUGAGAAUACAGAAGUUGAGUGUUUUUAUUUGAGAUAUUGUUUUAUUUAGACAGCAUUGCAUCCUCAUUUUUAGGUACUCUAGAACCUUUCCUGUGUGUUUGCCAUCAGGGAAGGGAAAAAGAAGGAAAUACAAAGUAUAAUUUGUGUGUAUAUUUUUUUCUGAGAAUGCAUGUCUUUGCAUACUGCUUUUCAAAAUUUAAAUUACAAAUAUAUUUUAUGGCAUUUUACUUGUAAAAACAUCAGAGACAGUUCUAUAUUUUUACAUUGACCUUCAAUCUCAAUACACUUCCUAGAAGUAACACCUUUUUCUGUGAAUGUACAUAAAUGUUAUAUAUAGCCACAUGAAACAAAAUGUGUGUAAUCCUUGUUUUUUACAUAAAUAUAUGUAUAUCAUUCA